AUGUCUUCUCUUUGGAAUGCCUUGACUGGGCAAAAGUCCAACCAGAACAAGCCAGACCACAGCCAUGCGCCACCACCACCAGAACCCACCAGCAACUUCGCACCCCCUCCCUUCGAUCCAUCCUCGGCGCAAGGCGUCGACUCCUUCCUCAACAGCUCCGCAUUCGCAGACCCCUCACAAUUACACCCCCUCGCCGGCCUCAACAAGGACGCCCUCGAGUACAUCACCCUCGAGGAAUCCGCCGUCUCCGACCUGCCCGGCGGCCAGUCCGUCCUGCCCUCGCGCGGCUUCACAGACGACCUUUGCUACGGCACCGGCAUCACAUACCUCUCCGCCCUGUCGAUAGGUGGCGCGUGGGGCCUGCAAGAGGGCCUCAGGCGCAGCGCCGGCCAAGCGCCCAAGUUGCGGCUGAACUCGACGCUGAACGCAAUCACGAGACGGGGCCCGUUCCUGGGAAACUCUGCGGGCGUUGUCGCAAUCGUGUACAACUGCAUCAACUCGUACAUUGGAUACCUGCGCGGAAAGCACGACGCGUCCAACAGUAUCGCUGCGGGCUUCCUAAGCGGGGCGCUGUUUAAGAGCACAAGGGGCUUGCGGCCGAUGGCCAUCUCAGGUGGCAUAGUCGCAUCCGUCGCUGGUGUAUGGACUCUCACACGGAAGACUUUCUUCCCAGCACCAGAACAACACCAUCCGUAA
Messenger RNA from Diaporthe batatas, 696 nucleotides. RefSeq names its product protein transporter TIM23. The transcript is spliced from 2 exons. Gene Ontology annotation, biological process: protein import into mitochondrial matrix. Gene Ontology annotation, cellular component: TIM23 mitochondrial import inner membrane translocase complex; mitochondrial inner membrane. The coding region runs from base 1 to 696 and encodes 231 amino acids. Gene Ontology annotation, molecular function: transmembrane protein transporter activity. The record is from RefSeq and is a predicted model, not a curated record. NCBI's taxonomy places the organism in Eukaryota, Fungi, Ascomycota, Sordariomycetes, Diaporthales, Diaporthaceae.